CCCAUUUCCCGCCUCCCCCUUCCACCAAUCUCCCGCGUCUUCUCCUCCCCCAAAUCCCAAACCCUAGAGGAGCCCCCCAUCCUCCCUCCUCUCGAACCCCCGCCUCCGCCACCGGAUCGGCAGCCACCCAUGGCGCCCAAGCAGAAGGGGAGUGACGCUUCCGCCGCUGACACCAGCAAGCGCCGGCGCGUCGGCUUCGCCGGCAUCGAUGCUGGAACUGAAGCGAAUGAAUGCAUGCAAGUGUUUCUUGCAAGAAACCCUGACGAGGUGGGCUCAGCAGACAGCACUCCCAUUGAGCCAUUUGACCUAAACCAUUUCUUUGGUGAAGGUGGUAAGAUAUAUGGCUACACAAAUCUCAAGAUCAAUGUGUGGAUAAGUGCUAUAUCAUUUCACGCAUAUGCCGAUAUUUCAUUCAAGGAAACAUCUGAUGGAGGGAGAGGGAUCACAGAUCUAAAGCCUGUCCUUCAGAACAUUUUUGGGGAAAAUCUAGUAGAAAAAGAUGAAUUUCUGGAGUCAUUCUCAAAGGGAUGCCAGUAUAUCAGUGAUGUCGUGACGAAUGGUAAAUCCAUUAAAUAUGAUGCCUCAGAUGAAGAUGAUUUGGAAGUUGAGAUUGUUCGAGUUGAACUCCAAGGUGCUGCUGCAUACCUUUAUUCACGUUUGGUAUCACUUGUUCUGCUUCUGGUUGAAGGUUCCACACCUGUAGAUAUCACAGAACAUGGAUGGGAAAUGCUUGUAGUAGUGAAGAAGGCAGAGCUUGAGCCAUCUGAUUCAAAAUUUCAGUUGCUAGGCUUUGCAGCUGUCCACCAUUUCUAUCAUUACCCUGAGAGCACUCGCUUGCGUAUCAGUCAGAUACUGGUCUUACCAUCUUAUCAGGGUGAAGGGCACGGCCGUCGUCUUCUUGAGGCAAUCAAUUCGAUCGCAGAAUCCGAGAACAUGUAUGACUUAACUAUUGAAGACCCUUCUGAUUACCUGCAGUAUGUACGUUCCUCCAUGGACUGUCUUCGUCUUCUCACCUUUGAGCCAAUCAAGCCUGCGCUUGGUGCUAUGGUCUUGUCUCUAGAGCAGACCAACCUGUCGAAAAGAACUCACAGUUUGAUAAUGGUUCCGCCGGCUGACCUGGCCGAGACUGUGCGGCUGAAGCUGAAGAUCAACAAGAAACAGUUCCUGCGGUGCUGGGAAAUUCUGAUCUAUCUACACCUUGAUGCCGAAAAUCCCAAGUGCAUCGGUAACUUCAGGGCCUGCAUCUACGACCGCACCAAAGGUGAACUACUCGGCGCCGCCUCUGGAACCAACGGGAAGCGCCUUGUCCAAGUGCCCACUAGUUUUGACGAGGACACGUCAUUUGCUGUGUUCUGGACAAAGGAGGGCGGGGACGAAGAUAAUCAGACAGUCCAGCAGCAGCCGGAAGAUCUCGCUACUCAGGAGGAGCAGCUAAAUGAGUUGGUGGACAACCAAAUGGAAGAGAUUGCCGAGGUCGCCAAGAACGUUACCUCACGCGGCAAGGAUAAAUUGGCUGCUUGAUGGCGUGAGAUCUUGCAGCUCGAGGGUAGAAAGUUACAAAAAUUCUUGAAUGGAGGUUAUCCUCGACGUGGAGAACUAUGUAAUGCAAAUUUUUUUCCGAGAAUGUUACAUUGUUAUACUGUUUCAACUUAGUAACCUUACCAGCUUAUGUUA
Hordeum vulgare subsp. vulgare (domesticated barley) is the source of this 1674-nucleotide messenger RNA. Its product is annotated as probable histone acetyltransferase type B catalytic subunit. Gene Ontology annotation, biological process: subtelomeric heterochromatin formation. The record is from RefSeq and is a predicted model, not a curated record. Gene Ontology annotation, cellular component: nucleus. The coding region runs from base 130 to 1521 and encodes 463 amino acids. Lineage: Eukaryota; Viridiplantae; Streptophyta; Magnoliopsida; Poales; Poaceae. Gene Ontology annotation, molecular function: histone H4 acetyltransferase activity. The transcript has 10 exons.